CCCGCGUCCGCGUACAGGUGAGUGCGCGCGCCUGAUCCUGGCGGAGAGUGCACGAGCCGACAUGAGCCUCGGUGCGAAGCGACCGGACUGAGCUGAGCGCGAGCGGCGGAGCGGCGCGAGGAGACCUAGAUCUGGUUCUUCAGACGGACCUGCUCCAUAUGCCUCCAUGAAUGACCUCUGACCCGUGAAGCCCCGCCCCUGCAGUCCCGUCCAAUCACGCGCUUCCUCUGUUCCGUCCGUCACGAUGGUCUGCUACGAUCAAGAGAAUGUGAGUUUCUUCUACAACAUGAGCAAGAAGAACAUCAGCGAAAGGUGGCAGACUAAAGACUAUGUGAUGGUUUCUCUGGGACUGCUGGUCUGUGCUUUCGUCAUCUUCGCCAACAUCCUGGUCAUGCUGGCCAUCUUCAUGAACCGCAGGUUUCAUUACCCCAUCUACUACCUGCUGGGGAACCUGGCGGCAGCCGACCUGUUCGCAGGCAUCUCCUACAUGCACCUGAUGUUCCACACGGGCCCCUGGACCAUCAAACUGUCCGUCCAUCAGUGGUUUGUGCGGCAGGGUUUGAUCGACACCAGUCUGACGGCGUCGGUCAUUAAUCUGAUGGCCAUCGCGCUGGAGCGCCACCAGACCAUCUUCACCAUGCAGCUGCACAGUAAGAUGACCAACCACCGGGUGGUGCUGCUGAUCGUGGGCAUCUGGCUGAUCGCCAUAGUGCUGGGUUUGGUGCCCUCUAUGGGCUGGAACUGCAUCUGCGACAUCCAGCAGUGCUCCAACAUGGCUCCGCUCUACAGCCGCAGCUACCUGGUGUUCUGGGCCGUGCUCAACCUGCUGACCUUCACCGUCAUGGUGGCCGUCUACACACGCAUCUUCAUCUACGUGCGCCGCAAGACCCACCGCAUGAGCCAGCACACCUCGCAGGUCAAGCACAAGGAGACGGUGGUCAACCUGAUGAAGACCGUGGUCAUGAUCCUGGGUUGUUUCGUGGUGUGUUGGACGCCGGGGCUGGUGCUGCUCCUCCUGGAUGGUUUGUGUAAAUCCUGUGACGUCCUGACCUUCGAGAAGUUCUUCCUGGUGCUGGCCGAGUGCAACUCCUUCAUGAACCCCAUCAUCUACUCCUACCGGGACAAGGACAUGCGCGUCACCUUCAAACGCAUCCUGUGCUUCCCGUGUUUGGGGUGGCAGCAGAAGGACGAGCACUCGGGUGUGCGCUUCAACACCCUCGAGCAAGAGCGGAGACGGCGCGUGCUGCAGGAGGCGUGGGUCGCUCGUAAGGCUCGUGAUGGGGACGGCGCGCAGACUAACGGAGGACCGCUCGUGCUGAAGGACGCGGAGAACAUGCUGGACUCCACCGAGAGCUGAGGAGCGUGUAGCAGAACCAGAAGAAUCGACUCCGCCCGCUGACGACAUGCUGCGUGCUGAUUGGCCGAAUGAGCUGUCAGUCACUCUGUGUUCAUAUGAGCAUCAGAUGAAGAGACUGUGUGUGUGUGUGUGUGUGUGUGUGUGUGUGUGUGUGUGUGUGUGUGUGUGUGUGUGUGUGUGUGUGUGUGUGUGUGUGUGUGUGUGUGUGUGUGUGCGUGUGCUGUAGCUGUAGCUGUGAAUGAGUUAGCUGUAAAUAGCAUUUUAUUUAAUUAAAGUCUUACCGGCGGAGUUUAUGCAUGUUUUUGUGUUACUUGAAAACACACGUCUGAUGUCUGAUCAAACAAACAGAGAUUGUUUCUACGAUGCCAGCGUUUGAUGAAAUUGCAGCAUUUUCGAAACCACAACAAAAACCAAAACACAAACACGUUUCUUUAUUUAACAAUAUUAAAAAGGACUAAAUCAAUGUGUAGUUUUUUUUAAGUUAAAUAAACCUUGCUUCUUUUUCGUAA
Cyprinus carpio (common carp) is the source of this 1866-nucleotide messenger RNA. RefSeq names its product lysophosphatidic acid receptor 2b (gene lpar2b). Gene Ontology annotation, cellular component: membrane. The record is from RefSeq and is a predicted model, not a curated record. Lineage: Eukaryota; Metazoa; Chordata; Actinopteri; Cypriniformes; Cyprinidae. Gene Ontology annotation, molecular function: lysophosphatidic acid receptor activity. Gene Ontology annotation, biological process: G protein-coupled receptor signaling pathway.